Molecule: messenger RNA, 1173 nt
Organism: Macadamia integrifolia
Lineage: Eukaryota; Viridiplantae; Streptophyta; Magnoliopsida; Proteales; Proteaceae
Exons: 3
Coding region: 1-1173 (390 amino acids)
Molecular function (GO): DNA binding
Source: RefSeq, a predicted model, not a curated record
AUGGGAAGACAAAAAGAAAAGUUUUGGCAACAUGCUGAGCAACUUGAUAGUUCACAUUUCAAAUGCAAAUUUUGUGAAAAACAAGUUUAUGGAGGGGUCACUCGACUCAAGUAUCAUUUAGCUAAGGUUAGUGGUCAUGAUGUUGCCUCUUGUGAGAAAGUAUCAGAUGAUGUCCAAGCAGAAGCUCUUCUUGCUAUUAAUUCUGAAUCAAGUAGCAAAAAGCGGAAGAGUUGUACCAGUGGUGAGAGUAUAGUUGGUUCUUCUCCUUUAGCUAUAACUAGUCAAAGGCAGUCCACAAUGGAGGAAAUGAUCCCUAAGAUGGACAAAUCAACUUGGGAGAAAUCUCUUUGUGAUCUUUUUAUUAAAAAUAACAUUUCUUUCAAUGUUGUUCAAUCGGAUGCUUUCAUCAAUUUUGUGAAGUGCACAGCCCGUUAUGGUCUUAGUGUUCCUAUUCCAAGUUAUGGAACCCUUCGUGGAAGAAUAAUUCCUGAAGCAAGAAAGGACCUUAAAAAAUAUGUUGAAGAAGUAAAAUUUUCUUGGAAGCAAACUGGUUGUACAUUCAUGUCUGAUUCAUGGACUGACUUGAAGAAGCGGUCUUUUCUUAAUGUGAUUGCUUAUUCCCCAGGUGGUGCUCUCUUUUUGAAGUCAGAGGAGUGUUCUCAUGCUAAAUUGACUGCUUUUUAUAUAUUUGAUAUUCUUGAAAAAGAGAUUGAAAGUAUUGGCCCAAAUUUAGUGGUUCAGCUAAUUUCAGACAAUGCAUCCAAUUAUUCAAGUGCACUUGAUAUGCUUACUGGAAAGUAUCGUUGGUUGUUUAAGACUCGAUGUGCAGCCCAUGGUAUCAAUCUAAUGUUGAAGGAUAUCUAUGAAAAGUCAAUUGUUGAAGUGGAAGAGAAGCUUAGACUCCUAGUUGCAUCAGCUGAGUGGAGGAGUCUAAGAAAUUCGAGAUCUUUAGAAGCAGAACGAGUAGUGGACACCAUUCAAAGGGAGUCGUUUUGGAAUGAUUCAAAAGAGAUUUUGAGAUUUAUGGAACCAAUCAUUCGAGUUCUCCGUUUGGUUGAUGGUGAUGGAACUAUAUCAGGGUAUUUGUAUGAAGCAAUGGAAAGAGCAAGAGAGCUGCUGUUUUCAACCCCACUUAUUUUUUUAGUGAAAGAUUCAAAAAGAUUCCUCAAAUGA